Molecule: messenger RNA, 627 nt
Organism: Hydractinia symbiolongicarpus
Lineage: Eukaryota; Metazoa; Cnidaria; Hydrozoa; Anthoathecata; Hydractiniidae
Exons: 1
Coding region: 1-627 (208 amino acids)
Source: RefSeq, a predicted model, not a curated record
AUGCUGCCAAGUACGUUUGAGGAAUUACUUCCGAUAGGUCGAAGUAUUAAAAAAAAGACAUCAUUUUACGAAAAGCCCCCAGCCGUCAUUAAAGUUGACAUUAACCUUGCGUUACUUGGCAACAGGAAAGUCCCUUCUCUAUCCUUUAAUUUUCGCAUUGGGCGGUCGACAGUGACAUCGAUAUUUAGUGAAGUACCACAAAAAAUAUGGAAAACACUAUCCCCCGUGUCUGUAAAGAUGCCUGCGACAGAAGCAUCUUGGAAAUCGCUUGCAAAAGAUUUCUGGACACUAUGGGGCUAUCUGUUGUGCAUUGGUGCGAUAGAUGGCAAGCACUGCGUGAUAAUUUGUCCACAAAAACCUGGAAGUUCUUACUACAACUACAAAGGCUCAUUUAGUAUAGUCCUCAUGGCGAUUGCUGAUACAAGUUAUAUGUUCACCUAUGUCAACGUUGAAAAUUAUGGUAGACAAAGCGAUGUAGGAGUUUACGGUUGUUCCAAUUUCGGAAAAGCGCUGCUGUCAAAGAAAUUGGUGACACCGGACGGAGAUAAUUUACCGAAAACUAACUUGCAUGCUAAAUAUUGUUUCAUUGGUGACGAAGCUUUCCCGUUAAAAGAAAAUAUGCAGUGA